This is a messenger RNA of Monomorium pharaonis (pharaoh ant), 776 nucleotides long. RefSeq lists its product as uncharacterized. Bases 1 to 756 code for a protein of 251 amino acids. The transcript has 4 exons. The record is from RefSeq and is a predicted model, not a curated record. Lineage: Eukaryota; Metazoa; Arthropoda; Insecta; Hymenoptera; Formicidae.
AUGCGCGUUAUACACACCUUCGCUGGCGUAUACCUGCGUAUACCUGCGCACACCUGGAUAGCGGGAAGGGUAGAGGAAAAAGGGGGGGGGGGAGGGCAGCAGCGAGCUGGACCGAACGUCAACGAAAGCGACCGAGCGCCGUGGAGCCGGUUGUGUCGCGCGGCGGCGAGUCAGUAUCGCGUCAGUUCCGAAGUGAAGCUGGUCAGUGAUCUGUGUCAGAGCAGGGCCACUAUCCGCGUCCGUCUCACUCUCUUUCUCUCUUUCUUUCUCUCCUUUUCUCUUCUCCUGUUUUACGCGGCCUACGCCUCUUUCUGUGCUCUCUUCACUUCGCUUCCCGUCCCCGCGAUAUCGUUCGUCGUCUCGAUUCCGUUCGCGCGGAUCGCUCCUUCCGAGAUCAAUGUAUCCCGGUCUCCCGGUCUCUCCCCGGGUGCUCGCGAGACACACAUACACGGUAAUACACAGUGCCACAGUGUGGAGUUGUUACCAGUGGGGAAAGAGCAGAAAUUAGUUUACAAAGCGGACGCGUACCACGUACAACGACCGUCGUCCACUACCGUCAACAGUCACCGAUCAUCGGGUAGCUUAGUUUUAUCAAAGCUGAGAAAAUUCGGGACGGGACUCGGAAAAAGAGUGGCGACGUUAUCAAGAGGGAAACUGCCGAGCCAACCGGUGCCGAAAGUCAACAAAUGGAGCAUAGAGGUGCGCCGCACGGGCAGCAGGAGCAGCAGUAGCGUUCAGCUAUCGUCAGGAGCUUGAUCGUUGGGCCCUGUCUCUCU